AUGUCUCUAUACCAUGAAGGCGCGGAUGUGCUGGUCGCCUCCUCCACCGAGGGUGGCAGUCUCAAGUCUCGUAUCUUUGGCCGCCGAAAUAUCAAGUCCUCACCUGGCCAGCUCUACGCCCUUGUUUUUGAGACGUGCAAAUGGAGUUUGGUGUUGAAAGAGGUCAUAGAUGCUGCUGCAAUUUUAUCAAUAGAGAAAAAGCUCACACCCAUUCUCGCUCUUUUGCUGGCGCAUGACUUGCUGUUAGCAAAGGGAGGCGUUGCUCUGCCAAAGACUCAUGGUCUAAGAGUAACUAUUGAGAAGCACAAGGCGCGUUUGACGUCGGAACUCACACGCGCAAGGCUACGUCGCAAAGCACCAACCAUGGAGGCUCUCAAGCAGCAGAUUGAUCGUGCCGCGGCGGGCGAAGAGGCGCUAAUCCCGCGCUGGGUUCGCAUCAACACGAUAAAAACUACUGUAGAGGAGCAACUCAGCACCACAUUCAAAGGCUUCCAACAGGUGACUACCAUUGACGAGGUUCUGGCAUCAGCGACGACGUCAACGGGCGCAAAGCAGCGCAGGAUCCUCAUUGACCAGCACAUUCCGAACCUCGUCGCCGUGACGCAGGGCGUCGACUUGUCCAAGACGGAGGCGUACAAAUCUGGCAAAAUUAUUUUCCAAGACAAGGCGUCGUGUUUUCCUGCCUACCUGCUCGACCCGUUACCGGAGGAUGGCGACGUGGUCGAUGGGUGCGCGGCGCCGGGCAACAAGACGACACACUUGGCAGCGAUUUGCUACGCUCGGCGGCCUGAUUUCGUGACGCCUGACCCGCAAAAGAUUUUUGCGUUUGAAAAGGACAAGCGCCGCUCGCAGACUCUGACGAAAAUGGUCAAGAUUGCGGGCUCACAAGGCUGGACGAGGGUCGGCUUUGGGCAGGAUUUUUGUCAGGUCGACCCGACGGGCCAGCAAUUUUCCAAAGUGGGAGCGCUUCUAUUAGAUCCAAGCUGUUCAGGUAGUGGUAUCGUUGGCCGCGAUACCAUGCCAGAGCUACAUAUUCCUAGGGCUUCACCCGCCGCGGCUGCUGGGAAACAAAUGGACAAAGGAAAAGGCAAGGCUUCUGAUGAAAGGGGAGGCGAGAAUAAGAAGAGAAAACUUGACGACAAAGACGCGGCUCAGAGCAGCAUCAUGAUUGACGACGAGGGCAACGAAACUGUCAUCGACUCCGAGAAGGAUCUCGAGGCGCGCCUACAAGCUCUUGCCGGCUUUCAGCUCAAGAUUCUUUUACAUGCACUCACAUUUCCCGCGGCAAAGAAAGUAACAUAUUCGACUUGCUCGAUACACUCGCAGGAGAAUGAGCACGUUGUCAUGAAGGUGCUCGAAUCCGAGGUGGCCCAGAGACGCGGUUGGCGCAUCAUGAAGCGCUCCGAUCAAGUACGGGGUAUGCGUGACUGGCCAGUGCGCGGAAUCAAGGAAAGCUGCGGCGGGGAUGCCGAAGUGGCGGAUGCCUGCAUCCGCUCUUACAAGGGCGACGGACACGGCGUUAUGGGUUUCUUCGUGGCCGGAUUCGUGAGGGACGGCAGCAAGGACGAGGCGAUGGAUCCGGAUGGACCUUAUAUGAGAGAUGAGAGGGGCAUGAUUGUGCGCGACGGGAUGGGGAUGCCGUAUCUGAAAAAGACGGGAAAGCCGGUGGAGCUGCUGCCGAGGGAUGAGAGCGAGGACGAAGACGAGGACGAGGAUGAGGACGAGGAAGAAAUGGACCCGGAUGGGCCAUAUGUGAGGGAUGGAGCGGGUCUGAUUAUUAGAGACGAUGAUGGGAUGCCGUUCUUGAAAAGGAAGAGCAAGCCUGGGGAAUUGGUGAGAAUAGAGGAGAGCGAAGAUGAUGACGAAGAAGAGGAUGAGGAUGAAGACAAUGAAAGUGACGAUGAUGAUGAGGAAGACGACGACGACGACGAUGAUGAAGAGGGCUGGGAGGGUUUCGAUGAAUGA
Messenger RNA from Beauveria bassiana ARSEF 2860, 1965 nucleotides. RefSeq names its product NOL1/NOP2/sun family protein. NCBI's taxonomy places the organism in Eukaryota, Fungi, Ascomycota, Sordariomycetes, Hypocreales, Cordycipitaceae. Gene Ontology annotation, molecular function: methyltransferase activity. Bases 1 to 1965 code for a protein of 654 amino acids. The transcript has 2 exons. Gene Ontology annotation, cellular component: nucleolus. The record is from RefSeq and is a predicted model, not a curated record. Gene Ontology annotation, biological process: rRNA base methylation.